AUGGGCGAAGUCGGCGCGAAUGCCACGGAAACGACGACGGCGGCGACCGAUGAGCUGCCGAAGGAAAACGGAGAGGUGAACGGGACGGUGGCACCAGAGGUAGUGUCCCUGAAGAAGGCAGCAGUAGUGGCCGCUGCGAACCCGAAGGGAAACAGCAGCAGGCGCAGCACCGAAGGGGCCAGUGAGGAAGAGACUGCCGACGACGCUGAGGACGGCGGCUGUGGUGACGUCGACGGACAGAAAACGGUUGCCAGCAGCGAACCGGACGCAGACAAAGAAGAAAAAGAAGAAGAAGAAGAAACGUCAAAGGCAUCGAAGAAGGUGGUGAACCAGGUGGCCAAGGAAGUGGAUGCUGCCGAGGAACAAGACGAAGAAGAGGAAAAACAAACCGACGGCAGUGGCCGUGGCACAACAACGCCGCCAGCGCGAGCGCCAUCUAGCGAGCGAGGUUCCCCAAAAGUGACAGACGCUAGUGAGGGCGACGGUACGCAAUCAAAGCAACCCAACAGCAGCAGUAGUGGCAGCAACAAACGUCGUCACAGUAGCAGUAGCAGCGAAACGGCGGCAACCACCAUGAACAGCAGCCGGUCGAGUGCAGAAAAUGGUGGUACCAAGAGACCACCCGCCCCGUCAAAAACUCCAUCGUCGUCGCCGGUGGUGCUGCCAAACCUGGCGGAAGUGACGAUUGAAAAAUUGCCCCAGAGAAAAGACGAUCAGGCCAGGACGCAGAAGAAGGUGAAGGUCGACGGAGUAGGGGUCAUCGAUCUCGACCUGGACGAUGACGACGAUGAAGAGGAGGAGGCGGCGGCACACGAUGGUAGUGGCCAUGGUAAGGCCAAGCAAGGCGGUUCACAGCAAAAUGGAAGGGAACUGGACGGAGGUAACUCCUCCGGGAAGGCGAGAAGUUCCGGUGACAACGGAUCAGUGGAUCGCUCCGUCGUCAGAGCGACAGAAGUGGAUCGCAGUUCCAGCGUGACCCAGAAUGGUCACCAAGAGUCGGAGGUUGACGGCGAUGUGGCGCAGAAAAUGAAUCCCGGGAAGCCGAAAGGAAACCGACCGGUGGUGGACAUAAUGAUGAAGCAGGUAGAGGACGGCGAGGAGGAUGAGGAGGAAGAUGAGGGAGAAGAGGACGAUGACAAACCGGUCAGUAUAAACUCCGAUUCCGAUGGCGGUGGCGUGGUGGCGGCGCCGGCGGAAUCCGAGAACCAGCACCGAUCCACGGUGAAACCGAAAGUGACGGACGAAGCCGAACAGCAGCUGGUGGCGGAGAACCAGAAGAAAAAGAAGGCGGAAGGUAGUGAUCGGCCCCCGGCCGCGGACACGGUUCGAGUGGCGACGCCAGAGGUGGUCCAAAAAUCGCUCCACAGCGGCAGCAGCAGUAAGCCUGCGAACGGCGGGUUUCCUGUUGCCAUUAGCAACCAGAACGGUGAUGGUAGUGGUGACUGUGAUGGUGACGUAACGUUCCUGAGCGACAAGGAGGACGAUUGCGUGGUGAUAGAGGACGAUGAGGUGGAUGGAGAGUUGCCGCCCACGACCGGAAGCGCAAAGACGCCGAUGGUCACCGAAUCCGGUACGGUGCGUUCGCGAUCGAGCGCGUCCCGAUCGCGAAGGUCGCUACCACCCGUGACCAUGCUGCAUACGGGAGGUGGAGCCCCACCCUCCCUGGUGUCCACGGACGAUGAGGACGACGACGACGACGACGACGACAUACAGGAGAUCAUCGACGAUCCACUUGCGCCAGAGACGGUCGGUGGGGCGAUGCGGGGUUCUGGAUCGCUGCUGGCGGCGGUCGGUGGUGGCGGUCAGCUCGGUUCGUACCCGCUGGCAUACAAGGGGUCAUCGCAAAAAUCGCUCCUGAUGAACAGUGCCGGCGGGGCAUCGAUGCUGGGCUCGACGGGAAGCGGAUCGGGAACCGGAAAGGACCCACCGACACUGGUCAUCAUCGACACCAACACACUGAUGAACAAUCAACGCUCGGCGAACGUUCUCGGAGCUGCCGGAGCGGCAACGUCGGGUAUUGGGAGCAAUGCUUCCUUACUGGCCAAAGCCGCUGCUAUGGCUGCGGGAGGAAGUCCCGUGGGAGGAGGAGCAUUCGUUUGCUAA
This is a messenger RNA of Anopheles bellator, 2103 nucleotides long. RefSeq names its product protein qua-1-like. NCBI's taxonomy places the organism in Eukaryota, Metazoa, Arthropoda, Insecta, Diptera, Culicidae. The coding region runs from base 1 to 2103 and encodes 700 amino acids. The record is from RefSeq and is a predicted model, not a curated record. The transcript is spliced from 2 exons.